Molecule: messenger RNA, 975 nt
Organism: Penicillium chermesinum
Lineage: Eukaryota; Fungi; Ascomycota; Eurotiomycetes; Eurotiales; Aspergillaceae
Product: elongin A domain-containing protein
Exons: 4
Coding region: 1-975 (324 amino acids)
Biological process (GO): transcription elongation by RNA polymerase II
Cellular component (GO): nucleus; elongin complex
Source: RefSeq, a predicted model, not a curated record
AUGCCAGCCCAGUCACUUUUGCAGCUAGCGACGGCGACUGCGGUCAAAAACGUAAGAGUUUUAAGUGAUAUUGGAGCCCUACCCUACGCCGUUGCUCGCCCCAUCCUUAUGAAGAUUGAUAGCCCGGAGAAACUACAUUCUAUGGAAUUGCUAUCGCCGCAUAUCGCCGAAGAAGACAAGGAAGUAUGGAUGGAGUUGAUCAAACGAGACAUUCCUCAGUGGGACCGAUACGAACUUCCAGAGCAAACAAACAAAUGGUACGAGGUAUACUGUGACCUCCGUGAGGACGUCCAACGAUCUUUGGACGCGGAUGCGGCAGAGAUGAAAAGGGCUAUCGACGGCAUCAAAUCAGAGCGGGCGCGAUUGACGCCAAAGAUUAUAUCGGGUCCCCGAAUGAAGCCAAAUUUCCGACAGCGACUCAACUAUGAUCGUAGAAUGGGUGGCACUUCGUCAUUCAGCAGAGACAGUCGGUCGGACUUCUCAAAGAAGAAGUCCAUAUUUGCUCCUCAGCGACGAAAUAAUGCUCUGGCGGUUCCAACCAAGCAUUUGAGCAACCGUGCUUCGCAAAUUAAGCAGGCACCGCGAGGCCUCAUCGAGGAGCAUCGCCGUCCAGCGGAACAGCCUGCCGCUACCCGACGCAGUGAACAAAGCGCUCGGCUCCCACAUCCCCCCAGCCUGGGCGCAAAGAGCUCCUCGCUGGCUGAGCGGGAAGCAAGGCUCCGAGCUAUCGCGGCUGGUAAGCCUCCGCCGCCGCAGAGCUCUCCAGAUGGCCGCAAAGUACCGGCACCCGCAACAUCAGGUGAUCCUCCUAUCAAGAAAAUCCCCCUCAAGCGUUCUGCCGCGUCUCCUCCCCGUCUAACGCGGGGUCUGAGGCGAAAAGUCCUCCGUCGUCGUCAUCGCGUGCGGAGCCAGCACCCUCCAGUUCGGCCACAUCCCCAAAGCCGCCACGUCCAGCUGUCGUUCCUUGGGGUGUAA